Molecule: messenger RNA, 838 nt
Organism: Photinus pyralis (common eastern firefly)
Lineage: Eukaryota; Metazoa; Arthropoda; Insecta; Coleoptera; Lampyridae
Exons: 4
Coding region: 68-787 (239 amino acids)
Molecular function (GO): odorant binding
Source: RefSeq, a predicted model, not a curated record
GUACCAUCAUGGGACCCGAAUCGGGAAAAUCGCUUACAGAGCUGUUGUUGUGAAGACGUACUGAGCAAUGAGUAGCUUUAUACUGGCCCUUGGCACAUUUAUCGAACUAAUUUACUUUGGACAAUGCCAACAUCUCACCGAUGAUUCUUUGGGCCUGCUCAACGUUGAUCAUCUGGCACCUUUCCAAGUAAAUUUACAUACAAGGACACGUCGUGAUACAAAGAUCGUAUCAGAUAAAAAACCUAAAGACCAACAGGAGAUUAAAGGAAGCUAUACAAAAAUACUCGGCCCAUGCUGUGACGUACAAAUGAGCAAUAGUUUACGAAACGACGAGUAUAAGAAUUUAUGCUAUAACAAAACGUUGGGAACACUGACCUUUACUAAUCAUGGCCGCUCUACCUCAGUGGAUGUCGAGAAGCAAAAUAAAUUGGUUCAAAAUCAAGUAUCAUGCUACUUAAACUGUCUUGCUUUGAAAUACAACCUGGUGAAGACCGAUGGGUCGAUAAUAUUGGAGGGGGUAAUCAAGCGUAUCAAUGACAUUUACAAUGGAUCUUGGGUUCCUAAUGUCUCAAGGAAUAUCGCAACAACGUGUUAUAAGGCAACUGAACAGGCGUGUAUCAAUUACCUUAAGACAGCAACGGCAGAUAGAUGCAACCCAACAUUUAGAAUGCAUAAUUGGUGUCUUCACAGGGAGAUUCAAAUGAACUGUCCGAAAGAUCAGAUCAAAAACGAAGUUCGUUGUAAUGAUCUCAAGAAUUGGAAAUUUGACUAUAACCGCUACUCCUAACAAUCCGCCAUUCUGACUAUAACUAGAUUUGAAAAAGCUGUUCUUAAAUAC